AGAGCAGCGGGCGGGGGCGCGCGAUGGAGCCGCGGGCCCGGCCGGCGCGGCGAACAGCUGGCGGAGGCGGCCCUUGAAGGCGGGGAGGCCGCGGGAGCCGCGCGGGCUGCCCCACGACAUGGCCACGGAGCCCCCGCGCUGCGCGAAGAGCCGGGAGGCGGAGCGGCUUCCUCGGCGUAUCAAGGUGGACGUGCCUCCUCCAGGCUCGGCGGUGGCGGCGACGACGGUGGACGGAGACGAGGAUGGAGGGGGGGUCCGGCUCCUCAACGGCUGCGUGCCUCUCUCCCAUCAGGUGGCCGGGCACAUGUACGGCAAGGACAAGGGCGGUAUCUUGCAGCAUCCUGAUGGCACAGUUCUCAAGCAGUUGCAGCCACCACCUCGAGGGCCCAGAGAACUAGAAUUCUAUAACAAGGUGUAUGCUGCUGACUGUGAAGACUCCGUGUUUCUAGAACUUCGGAAAUAUUUGCCAAAAUACUAUGGGACCUGGACACCACCUACUGCACCCAAUGAUUUGUACCUGAAACUGGAAGAUGUGACACACAGGUUUAAAAAGCCAUGUAUAAUGGAUGUAAAAAUAGGUCAGAAAAGCUAUGAUCCAUACGCAUCACCUGAGAAGAUUGAGCAACAGGUCAGCAAGUAUCCACUAAUGGAGGAGAUGGGUUUCUUGGUGCUUGGCAUGAGGGUUUAUCACAUCCAUUCUGACAGCUAUGAGAUGCAGAACCAGCACUAUGGAAGAAGCUUAACAAAAGAGACAAUAAAAGAUGGUGUGGCUCGUUUUUUCUAUAAUGGAUACAACCUGAGAAAAGAUGCUGUAGCUGCCAGUAUUCAAAAGAUUAGAGAAAUCUUGCUGUGGUUUGAAAGCCAAAAGCAGCUUAACUUUUAUGCAAGUUCCUUACUAUUUGUCUAUGAUGGCUUGUGUCCAACAAAGACAACGUGGUUGAAUGAUGGCACUCUGUUGGAGAAGAGAAGAAUGCCCAAGGGGGAAAUGCCAAGUAAUAACACACUGGAAUAUAACAACAAUAUUCAUGUAAUCAAUUCUGCAGAAAGCGGCAAGGUGGAGACCUCUGUAAGCAAAGGCUUCUCUACAAUAUAUGCACUUCACAAAAGGCAGCAGAGUCAAAUUUCACUAGAAGUUGAAUCUGUGGAACAGGAUAACAUAUGGAAGAGCAGUGCUUGCUUUUCACAAAAACAUUUGAAUGGAAAUGUCAUACCUCAGUUGGAAAAAGUUUUCUGCCACAUGCCCACUACUUUGCCAGAAAGUGAAGAGGUUGAAAUCAGGAUGAUAGAUUUUGCGCAUGUGUUCCCCAGCAAUGCACGAGAUGAGGGCUAUAUUCAUGGGCUGAAGAACUUAAUUACCGUCCUUCAAAAUAUUUUAGAUACCUGAUUUUUUGCAAUUAUUUCUAUUGGGGACCAAUUAUAAUGAAAAGCAACAACAUUUCUGCACUUGUGAUCCUGUUAUAUGUUGGUUUGUAUUGUUCUACAUUUUACUUGUCUUUGUACUUUUGGUAGAAUGAUCAAAUCUUUUAUAAUCUUACUCAGGAAACAUUAUAGUUUAGUAAAAUAAGAGAGAAGCUAAUGAGAUGCAACUGUUGCUUGCAGGAACUUUCAUUUAACAAAUGAAGCUUACCUGAGUUUGUGGAGUAUCUUGUAUAAUAUAAAAUGAUUAUGUUUUCUCAUACCCUUAGCUGUUUUAGCUUAAUCAGAAUCUGUUGAUACAGCCAGAACACUGAGCCAUAUCUCUAAGGGGUUACUAAAAGAAUAAUGGAGUAUUAUUUGAGGUUGUUUACCACAUCUUUAAAACUGGAGUUACUUCUAUAUUUGAGGGAUAAAUGCCUAAAACCUGUAUUUUAACGUAACCAGCAUUUUUUGUGAGCUGUGAUCAUACUGCUGCAUUCAUAAAAUUGCUUAAGGGUGUUCUUCUCUUCAUGGCUAAACUUCUAGUAUACCUCCUAGUGUAUUGUGUAGGGGCUAUUGAAGUGUUUUCAAGGGUUGUAAAAUAGGUGUCAGUCAUUUAACGAACAUAAGAAACAUGCUAAAUGCUGUUUUGAAAGUUGUGCUUCAGAUGCCCUAUUUUGUUUAUAAGAUUUAUAUUUAGAUACUCAACUUCAGGUGGAAUCAUAUAUUGAAAUUAAGUAACAAAACUAGAUAUACAGGUGUCCAUAUUGUCCAAAGCCACUUAUUAAAAUAAGAUGGUGCUUUAGUCAUUUUUUGGAGUGGAAAAUUUAGAUUUGGAUUCAGAUUUGCCCCUCUAUGAAUGAAAGUUCUGCUGUCUGCAGAAUAAACUGGGAUCCUGCUGAGUCUUCUCACUGGAAGAUAAAUUUGAGUUAGUGAUUAUCACCGAUUUUUGCUUUCAUUCUGCAGUACCUCCAGAAUAGUGUGGAAGAUGACUGGGAGCUGCAGGCAAAGGAGGAAAUCAAUGAAAAUUGCUGCUCCACUCUGCAGCAGAACAAGUUUGGAUCCAACCCAUAGUGAAUAGCUGGAAAUAGUAUUUCUUUUGAGUCCCCAGAUUGGUGCGCCAAGAUGUGUUGGACUGUGACUUCCACCUUCCCCAGUUAGCAUGGUCAUUGGUCAGGGUGGUGAAGAAUGAUGGGAGUUGUAGUACAGUGCAUUUGGAGGACAACAGGUUGGAGAAGGCUGCUCCAUGAGUAUGACACUUUCAAGAAGUUGCAGUUGAAGGCAGUAUCUGAAGAGCUCUCUUGCCCUUGUUCAGACAUAUUGCUAAACAGCGAUGCAGACAAGAAAACGUGAGCCUCAGGUUUAUGUGCGGUCCAUUCUCCUUUCUUGCAUGGAAGGAGAGAAAGCUUCAGGCUCAUGGUUUCAAACAAAUUGUGGUUACUUUUACAUCAAAAUAUGGGAAACUGAUUUGUUUAAACUAUAAUUUAUUCAAUCUGGCUUAAUAUCAUGAAUUGAACAAGCUAGCAUUUCCAGUUUUGGAAUAAAUCACAAAUGGAAAGUUAAACAUCUCCUAGUAUGUGAAGAGCAGAGUACAUGAGCCCAGGCCUUGUGCCUGCUUGUCCUUUAGCGUCGCAUUAAUCUUCAGGAAACAUUGGGCAAGCCUAAAAAAGCCCUUCGCUUAAUUUUCUGGCAGAAGUUUCUUUCUGCAUACAUGUGCACACAGUCUUCCAUGUACAUGCAACAAAAAGGCAGGAAGUGGGUGACAGUGGCUGCUUGCAAUGCAUGAUCCGCAUCUGCCCUGAUGGGCCUGCUGCAGAAUGUACCUGGCAUGCAUUGUGUUCCAAGGCCAUUUUCUGUUUGUGUUGUAGAGAACAAUAUGCUUGAGUUCAAACCUAUAACAAGAACAACCUGUGUUUGUUUGGCAAAUAGAAUAUCACUGAGCAGGCAAAGUUAAGGAAAGUGCUAGGUCACGACAAUGAUUCAAAUAGACACUUUCUUCUCCUUGGAUUUGCUUUUCUUUUGGACUACUUAGAAUAAACUUCUAGUAUCUUACAGAAUUUGUUAUUUGGACAAAAGGCGUUAUUGAAAGAAUUGAGCUUUUACUGAUUAAGAUUCAUUAAAAUACUAAUUUUAAUUGGAAGCAAAAUAUGGUAAAUAGAAGGUUUACUUAAAAAAUUUAUAUUUUAUAUUUCAAGUUUGUUGAUACAGAAACAAAUGCUAUAUAUUGAUAAAGCUGCUUUAUUAUAGGUUAUAAAGAAAGCCUUAAUUAUAAAAGACAACAUCAAACAUUUAAAACUAAAUCAAACUUUUAAGAAUGAUUAGAAGAAUUCAGUGUCUGAAGUAAUUCAAGCCAUAUUUUGGAAAAAAGCAUUAUGCUAUUUUGUUGUAAUCAGUUUUCUUUAUUGUGCCUCUCCUAUAGUAGUCCUGUUCUCAUUGGCAGUUUUCUGCUAACAUAGAUAUUUUUUUAUAUAUAUAUAUAUAAAGUGAAAAAGACUAGUGUAGGCAAGCAGUUUUUCUUAUAUGCCAGUGGAAACAUAAUUUAACAUCUGUUGGACAGUAACCUGUGUGUUCCAUAGUCUUAGUAUUAUAAUUGUUUGUUGCUGUUUUCCUUGGAACAUUUAAUGGACAAGAACAUGUUGGUUCACUACACAGAAACCACGCAAACCCACUCUUAAUUUGUUAUGGCUGAAAUCAUUAGACUUAUUGCAUAAAAAUAAGUCUUUUCACUUGGAAAAUAAAGUUCUUUAAAUUGGAAAUUGAGGAAAGCUGGGUAUAGUUAUGGAAGUAACCAAUUAAGAGUUUUGAAUAGCGAAACAUAGAUGCAGAAUGAUUUUAUAUACACAGAUGUCUAAACAGUUUUUAAAUUAACCUUGUAUUUAUUUGUAAAUGGGAAUACAAACUCUAAAAUGUUGUAGUAUAGGUUCCUUUACCAUGGUGCACUCUAGUCUCAUGAUGUAUUAGCAGAUUCCAUACUUUCCUGUUCAUAGGGAGCCAUUUACAAUUAAGACACAUAAUUGUGAAAGUGGUCUUUAUAUUUCCUCAUCUACAGCUGUUGUGUAUGUUAUAGCUCUGCUUUGUGUAGAGAUCUGGUACACGCAAAGUCUUCCCUGUUCACAUAAUGGAGGAAGCAACAUAAUGGUUCCUUUAUUUUGAAUGCACAGAGCUGCCUACCUCUAAUUGAAAUGAAUAUGAAAUCUUGCAUUUUAUGAGAUAUAUAUCAAAGCACCUGUGAAGCUUGGGAUUAGAGUGUUUGCAUAAAGAGUGCUUACCAGUGUCUGAUGUAAACUAUGAUCAAAUUAAUAGGUAUUCCUUCAGCAAGCAGAAAAAUAACCACUGAUGGAGGUAAGCACCAAUUGACUGUGACUUCAAAUUGCAAGGCAGCGUAAAUGACACUGAUUCUGAAAAGUUGGCUCUAGGCACAAAGGCAGGUUCUGACACUACUGCUUCUGAAUUGUUUAUGAAAUGCUCCUUUUACAUGUGUUGUGUGGAAAGUUAUGUACAAUCUUAUCUGAUAAGAAUUUAAAAUGUAUAACUUUUAUAGCAAAACAUUUUCAUUCUUGGUAUUUUUGGAUAAUAGAAGUUCCUGUUGCAUAGAUUCAAAUUAAAUUUAAGAUAAUGGUAUUAUGAGAAGCAUAAAAUAUUUUAAUUAACUAGUUUUACAAGCAAUGAAAUUGUGUAUAAUCGUGUUUCACAUGAAGGCUGUAUUUUCAAAAUGAAAUUAUUUUUGCUCUAUUCUACAGGAAAACUAUGGUUUGCUUAUCAUACCAUUCCAUGUGAGAUGCUUACAUUUUAGGAAGGGACUAUUUUGAUAGUUUGGCAAGUCAACUCCAGUGUAUAGUUAUCUGGAAGUAAGUCUCCAUGAGCUCAGUAGCACUUACUCCCUGAAGUGUGCAGCAGAUUGUAGCUGAACUGAAUAGAAAUUAAAUAGGAAUCUGAGUGGUUUGUCAGAGUGCAAGCUGCAGCACAAGUUUUGCAAGAAAUGUAUUUCAGUAUUGUAUACUAAUUUAGGAGGAAAGAAGGGCAAUAACCACUAUAGGUUUUGAGACUACGUCAUUUUGAAGUGGCUUAUAUUAGCCCUUUUAAAGACUGCAGUCAGUACAAACUUACUCCUUUCUAUCUGUCCAUAUUAGCUAUUUUUUUUAAUGGUUUACACUAUUUGCAAUAACCGUCCCAGCUGAGUGCCUUCUGCUUCAGGUUUGGUACCUUUUAAAUGACCUCACAUAGCAUCUAAUGUGGUGUAAUAGAAUGCUUUAAGGGAGAGUUUGAUUAUAUUGAUGUCCCACUGCUUAGGGGGUAUUACGCCAAUAUUUUAUAUUCUGUUUAUCCUAAAAGCAAUUCAUAUAGAAAAUUGUCAGUUUAUGUGCUCAGCUUCAGCGUUAUAGUGAAUCAUGAACCAGGCAUACAAAUUUGCAAGCUAAUUGCAUAUUCAGAACUGAACCCUCCCUUGGCCAGAUGUGCCCCCGAGGGGUGUUGUCUGGCUUUGCCAUUAAUCAAGAAGCCAAAAAUGAUGAGGAGAUGUGGCAUCUGUAGCACUAGUACUUGGAAGCAGGGCAUUUAAAGGUAUGGGGAUUGGGGUUUUGCCCUAUCCCCAAAAAAAUUCUUCUCAAGUGGUCCACCUGCAGAAUUAGUUGUUGACCACUGAUAUACAGUCUUCAUCCGAAAAGAAAAGAAGCCACCCGAGAACUUAAAACAAUCACAUGCAGCUAUAUGUCUUGUUGGUGCUCAAAAGGAAUAAAUGAAUUUGCAUUUGUAAAUGGAUAGAGGGACCCCAUCUAUCUGACUGUGAACCAGUGCUUAGGUUUUAUGUAAUGAGAUAUAUGUUGUUAUUUUCGCCGUAAGUUUUUAUAGCAGAAUUCAUGGAAAGCAAUUUGAAUUUUUAAGAGUCUGGCUUGGUGAGGUUAAAGUAGGCAGCAGUGAAUUUAUAAUUCAGACAGAACCAAACAUUUAAUUGCUUAAAGUGUAAUUGUGUCAAUUUCAAAGCCUUACAUUCAACUUUGUUUUGCCUAUUUUGUUUCCAUUAUUCAUGUCGAUAAAAAAUUGAAUUGGAACAUAGAAUGGGGCACCAUUCAACUGUGAAAUAUUUCAUUACAUUUUCAUGGGCUGUAUACUGCACAUUUGUAAUUGCGAAUAAUAGUUUUGUUAAGUGGUGAGCUAAUGCACAUCUAACACUUUCAUACUAUGAAUAUUUCUACUAAUCUUGGCAUAAUGACAAUUCUGACUAAGUUUUAACAUAUGAAUAGGAAGUCAAUUUCUUCUGCCUUUGUUUUGUAAGAACAAUUCCUGUAUCUUUAGAAUUUAUCAUUGUGUUGCAGAAUAAUCUUUAUAUAAAAAUCCAGCAACAGGAAAGAGAAAUAACGGUGGUGUUGGGAACAAAUAUACAUUUACAUUAAUUGUCUAAAUCACUGUUGACAUAAGCUUUUAUAACAUGCAUAAAUAUUGGCACUGAGUAUAAAAUAUUUCAACUGGCUGAACGUUUGAACUAAAAUGUCCAAAUACGAUGAUAUUGCACACCUAAAUAUGAAUGAAACCAGAGUGCACGUAAGCACUUUAAUACUCUGGGAAUUGUACUGGAAAAAGAAUGGAAGCAUGUGUAAUUGCACCUAGAGCUCUGUUAACUGGUGGUUUGGGGUGGGAGGUGGGUGGGUGAGGGAAAGGUCACAGUUUAAAUGUAUUGUAUCUGAAUGAAUGUACUUAGUCUGGCCUAAUUUUCUCUGGCUGAAGAAGUCUGGAUUGUGUUUUGCAAUGCCCUUUGUUAGUUUUUGUGUGUUUGAUUGCAAAUGAUACUUCUGGGGAGCUUCUUGUUGGACUACAGAAAAAAAUCUAUUAUGCUAUAUACCAAUUAUUUUGUAAUUUAUGUGACAGGUAAUUCUAAUAGCUGUAUAUUUGGCUGACUAUUAAAUUUUUUAAGUUAC
Varanus komodoensis (Komodo dragon) is the source of this 7307-nucleotide messenger RNA. It is a transcript of the gene IPMK, whose product is annotated as inositol polyphosphate multikinase. Gene Ontology annotation, biological process: inositol phosphate biosynthetic process. Bases 119 to 1384 code for a protein of 421 amino acids. Gene Ontology annotation, cellular component: nucleus; cytoplasm. The record is from RefSeq and is a predicted model, not a curated record. NCBI's taxonomy places the organism in Eukaryota, Metazoa, Chordata, Lepidosauria, Squamata, Varanidae. Gene Ontology annotation, molecular function: inositol tetrakisphosphate kinase activity; inositol-1,4,5-trisphosphate 3-kinase activity. The transcript has 6 exons.